AUGGCCCAAAACCCAGAUGUGCUGAGUAAGCAGCGAUUAACAGUUAUUCCAGUGAUAACCACAUUGGAUCAAUUUGAAAGACAAGCAGCAUAUAAAAUGGAGGAAAACUCCAAAAUGUCUGAACCUGAGGAGCAACACAAUGACUUGCAUAAAUUAGAGGAACAUGAAGUCCUGUAUUCCGAGACUAACGAUUAUGAAGUACAAGAGCUCUUGGGCAGUGGCACCUUUGGGCAGGUUGUAAAAUGUGUGAAAAAAGGAACCAGCGAGAAAGUGGCCAUCAAAAUGUUAAAGAACCACCAGUAUGUCGCUGAAGAUGCACAAGCUGAGAUAAACAUCCUGACCCAGCUGAACAAGGAACGCCCAGACGAAUUCAAUGUCGUCAAAGCCUUUGAGUUUUUCCUGUACAACAAUAUCAUCUGCCUUGUGUUUGAGAUGCUAGAUAUGAGUCUCUUUGACUACAUGGUAUCAAAUGGUGGCUCGUUUCCUGUGAAAACGAUCCGCCCUAUCGUGGCACAGGUGGGCAUUGCAUUGGCAAAGCUCAAGAGUCUUGGAAUAAUCCAUUCAGACUUAAAGCCAGACAACAUCAUGCUGGUGGACAAUAUCACACACCCAUUAAAGGUCAAGGUGAUUGACUUUGGGUGUGCUAUCCAUGUGUCCGAGGCUCAAUGUUCGAGUUAUUUACAAGCAAGAUGUUAUAGGUCUCCAGAAGUUAUAUUGGGAUAUCCAUUCUGUGAGGCUAUUGACAUGUGGUCUUUGGGAUGCAUCAUGGCGGAGUUGUUCAUAGGAUGUCAUUUAUAUCCUGGAGCAUCUGAGUAUGAUCAGAUCCGCUACAUCACCGAGACCCAGGGUUUACCCGAUGAAAACAUGCUCAACAGGGCAACAAAGACCCAUCUUUUCUUUAGAAGACACAGAUAUUACCAGCAUUCUUUAUGGAGAUUGAAGUCUAAAAAACGCUAUGAGUGGGAGACUGGUAUUAAACCAAUCGAAAGAAGGAACUAUACCGUCAGUUGUUUUGAUGAGUUGUCAAAGCUACAUCUACUGUCAGAGCCAGAGACCAUUGGCAUAAUGGUGGAGGUGGGAGACAUGUGGCAGUGUCUCGACCUCAUGAAGAAGAUGCUUGCUUUAGAACCAGAGAAGAGAAUAACUCCCAUAGAUCUUCUCAGCCAUCCUUUCAUCACCAUGGCUCAUCUCGAGCACUUCUCAAAGAGUCCAUAUGUUGAAUCCUGCCUCCAGGUCAUGGAGACCUGCAGUUUUCAGCUGGCUCAAGAUGAAACAAUCAAAGUUGAAGAAACCUGCGAGGAUAGUAUGGAGGAUGUAGAACCUGACACUCCAGCUCAGAGUGAGAAGGAAGCAUCCAAUGAGAACAUAGUAGAACACCUGAGUGACUUAAACGACAGCAACAAAUUUGAAAAUGAGGGAAACAAACAGAGACAGAGGGGAUCCCGUCUGAGACAGACGUUACGAGCUUUGCGCUGCCGGUUCUCCAAAAUUGACAGCAGCACAGAGAGAGAAGCAGCAGCUUCCAUCAACUCCUCGCGGCCAUCGGAUGGCAGGGCAGGAUUGCUGCAGAGCUGUGUCAGCGGCCUGUCUAAAAUAAGAAGGAAGUGGAAACAAAGAACCGCAACUGUCCAUCCAUUACCAUAA
This is a messenger RNA of Pelobates fuscus (common spadefoot toad), 1644 nucleotides long. RefSeq names its product homeodomain-interacting protein kinase 2-like. The coding region runs from base 1 to 1644 and encodes 547 amino acids. Gene Ontology annotation, biological process: peptidyl-serine phosphorylation; peptidyl-threonine phosphorylation. Gene Ontology annotation, molecular function: ATP binding; protein tyrosine kinase activity; protein serine/threonine kinase activity. NCBI's taxonomy places the organism in Eukaryota, Metazoa, Chordata, Amphibia, Anura, Pelobatidae. The record is from RefSeq and is a predicted model, not a curated record. Gene Ontology annotation, cellular component: nucleus; cytoplasm. The transcript has 9 exons.